This is a messenger RNA of Scleropages formosus (Asian bonytongue), 4667 nucleotides long. Its product is annotated as E3 ubiquitin-protein ligase SMURF1. Gene Ontology annotation, cellular component: cytoplasm. The coding region runs from base 255 to 2525 and encodes 756 amino acids. The record is from RefSeq and is a predicted model, not a curated record. Gene Ontology annotation, molecular function: SMAD binding; ubiquitin protein ligase activity. The transcript is spliced from 18 exons. Gene Ontology annotation, biological process: protein ubiquitination; proteasome-mediated ubiquitin-dependent protein catabolic process; negative regulation of BMP signaling pathway. NCBI's taxonomy places the organism in Eukaryota, Metazoa, Chordata, Actinopteri, Osteoglossiformes, Osteoglossidae.
UGACGUCAGAACGCCCUCGAGCUCGAAAAUGUUCGGGAGCGCCGUGCGCCUUGGGAUCCCGCUGGAAUUUCUGAGAAGGAAAUAAUACACAUUUAUCUGCGGUAAACCUGCGCGGAAGCGAAAAAUCUACGCUGCUGGUUUCCGCGGUUCGGCGACGUGUAAAGUUUGAAUGUUCGGUUGGCUCUAAGGCAAACUUGUCCGUGUUUUUUUUUUUUUUUUUUCCCUUUUUUUUUUUUCCCUCCUUCCGCGGAGUGAUGUCGAAUCCCGCCGGGACUCGGAGGAGCGGGUCUAGCAUUAAAAUCCGGCUGACAGUGUUGUGUGCCAAGAACCUGGCGAAGAAAGACUUCUUCCGGUUCCAAGUGAUGAACGCGUGUCUUUGGACUCACCGCACAUUCUGUGCCACAGGAUUACCAGACCCCUUUGCCAAGGUGGUGGUGGACGGAUCGGGACAGUGUCACUCCACCGACACGGUGAAGAGCACGUUGGAUCCGAAGUGGAACCAGCACUAUGAUCUGUAUGUGGGGAAGGCAGACUCCAUCACCAUUAGCGUGUGGAACCACAAGAAGAUCCACAAGAAACAAGGAGCAGGCUUCCUGGGCUGCGUGCGCCUCCUCUCCAAUGCCAUCAGCCGCAUGAAGGACACCGGGUACCAGCGGCUGGACCUGUGCAAGCUCACUCCCAGUGACAGCGACACAGUUCGAGGCCAAAUCAUUGUAAGCCUUCAGACCCGUGAUCGGAUAGGAGGCGGAGGGCCUGUGGUGGACUGCCGGGGACUUCUGGAGAGUGAAGGACCUGUCUUUGAGGACUCAGGACCAGGCAGGCCACUCAGCUGCUUCAUGGAGGAGCCACUGCCCUAUACAGACAGCACUGGUGCUGCUGGCGGCGGGGGGAGUGGCUGCCGCAUCCCAGAAUCACCCAAUCAGGAGCUUCAGACACAGCGAAUCAGAACCCAAGAGGGCAGAGGAGGGCAUGGACACACCCCUCAAAGCCGGCCACACGGACAUCAGUCACCAGACCUGCCUGAGGGUUAUGAACAAAGGACAACCAUCCAAGGCCAAGUUUACUUCCUGCACACCCAGACCGGCGUCAGCACCUGGCACGACCCACGGAUACCACGGGACCUCAACAGUGUGAGUUGUGAAGAUCUAGGACCACUGCCUCCGGGCUGGGAGGUCAGGAGCACAGUGUCAGGAAGGAUUUAUUUUGUGGACCAUAAUAACAGAACGACGCAGUUCACGGAUCCCAGACUGCACCACAUACUGAGUCAGCACUCGCAGGCCAAGGAGUCAAGUCAGGCUUUGCCUAUGCAGACGGAAGGCCCAGCGGAGGAGGGGGGUGGCAGCAGCGGCGAGGGUGAGCUCUCCAUGCGCUGUGAGCGGGACCUCGUCCAGAAACUGAAGCUGUUGCGCCAUGAGCUGUCCCUGCAGCAGCCGCAGGCGGGUCACUGCCGUAUUGAGGUGUCCCGCCAGGAGAUUUUUGAGGAGUCUUACAGACAGAUUAUGAAAAUGAGAGCGAAGGACCUGAAGAAGCGGCUGAUGGUCAAGUUCCGUGGUGAAGAGGGUCUAGACUAUGGCGGUGUGGCCAGGGAAUGGCUCUAUCUCCUCUGCCAUGAGAUGUUGAACCCGUACUACGGCCUCUUCCAGUACUCCACAGACAACAUCUACACUCUGCAGAUAAACCCAGACUCCUCCAUCAAUCCCGACCACCUUUCCUACUUCCACUUUGUGGGACGCAUCAUGGGCCUGGCUGUGUUUCACGGACACUACAUCAACGGGGGCUUCACGCUGCCCUUCUACAAACAGCUGCUGGGGAAGCCCAUCCAGCUAUGUGACCUGGAGACGGUGGACCCUGAGCUGCACAAGAGCUUAGUGUGGAUCUUAGAGAAUGACAUCACUCCUGUUCUGGACCACACUUUCUGUGUGGAGCACAAUGCUUAUGGUAAAUUCCUCCAGCACGAACUGAAACCCAACGGGAGGAACGUCCCUGUUACGGAGGAGAACAAAAAAGAGUAUGUGAGGCUCUAUGUGAACUGGAGGUUCAUGAGGGGAAUCGAAGCCCAGUUCCUGGCCCUGCAGAAAGGCUUCAACGAGUUAAUCCCACAACAUCUGCUGAAGCCUUUUGACAACAAGGAACUUGAGCUAAUCAUCGGGGGUCUGGGAAAGAUUGAUCUGAAUGACUGGAAGGCCAACACGCGGUUGAAGCACUGCACACCUGACAGCAACGUGGUCAAGUGGUUCUGGCAGGCCAUGGAGACCUUUGACGAGGAGCGGAGGGGUCGGCUGCUCCAGUUCGUCACAGGCUCCACGCGUGUCCCCCUACAGGGCUUCAAGGCGCUACAAGGCUCUACAGGUUCUGCAGGGCCGAGACUCUUUACUAUCCACCUGAUCGACGCGAACACGGACAACCUACCCAAAGCUCACACGUGUUUCAACCGGAUUGACAUCCCGCCAUACGAGUCAUAUGAGAAGCUGUACGAGAAGCUCUUGACGGCUGUGGAAGAGACGUGCGGCUUCGCAGUAGAGUGAAUUGUCAGCCGAUGAGCCAUAGCCACGCCCACUAGGGGAGUGGAGUGGAGGGGUGGGGAGGGGAGAGGGGCAGCCAGAAGAUCGACACCAGCGAGUACAAGACCUGCCAGCAUGAUUGAAGGCGCCAACCAGAUGAGAGAUGCUUUCCAGGAUGUCCUGGAGUGCUUGUGCACUUCCAGGGCCUGAAUCAGCAUGACAGAAGCAGGCCGAGAAUGAGAUGCUGGUGUCUUCACAGAGCUGGGGAGACGAUUCAGCUCUUGUCCGCCGCAAUAAAGUGAGGCACAUUCAGUGGCUCCAAUUCUGGCAGAGGUUAUGAUGAACGGGAACUCUUCCACGUUUGGCCUGUGUGCCGAUUCAGCAAAUCUAAACCAAGUUACAUUUGAGAGGAAGUACUCUUCAGACAAAAUACUUCAGUGAUGUGACAGCAGUUUCCUUUUCCUCUUACAUUUACACAUAUUUACUUUUGUUCACAUUUUGUCCUUUUUUAUAAGAUGUCACUUUUACAGGAUGUCUUACACGAUUUGGUGGUAACAGUUCAGUGUUGAUUUUGUCCUUUUUUAACACUGUGUUUUCACUCGCCUCUUCCAGCAAAGUUCCUUUCAGAAGAGAACAUGGCUUUUGUUUUUAUACUGCAGAAAAUAUAUUUUUUGAAAGAGAAGGUUGGCGACAGCCUACGGACAAGGCAUACACCUCCUUCUGGGCUCAGUGUCGCCGUCAAUCCUUUGAAAUACGCUGUUGCUGACAUGAAGAGUGAAUCUGUACCUUAACUGCAGUAGACAUGCUGAUUAGAUUAGCCUCUUCAAAGGAAUGGUGGGAACAUUGGGCAGAAAAGUGUUCUCAAGCUUUGUGAAUCUGUGUCCAAGAUUUACGCUUGAAUGUUUUAUAUGAUUAUUUGCACAUAGGAAUACUUCUAUUCCCCAGAGUUGUUUUUGUGUGUUAUGUUUCAGCUUGUUUGUCAUAACAAAUACGAAUGGUCACUCAGCUGAAACAUGUAAAUCUAUGUUGAAUGAAAGAUUCUGGGAAAUAUUUUUAGAAUGCAUAACUUCCCAAAAUGUUUUUCAAAGAAGAAGCUGAUUUGCUCUUUUUUUUUUUCCCUUUUUUUAUCAGAAGUUAAAAUUUUUAAUUGUGUGACAUGUGAACAGUGUCUGUGCCUGGGUUCAGCAAUCUUAAACCUCACUACUAACUGUGUGAGAACAGUUAACUUUUAAUAUACUGUGACUUAUCAGUCUAAGUGAUUCUAUCAGGACAUGAUGGAGAAAGGGGAAUGGAAGGACGAUUUUAAGUAUACUGGAUGUUUUCAGUGGGAACAAAGACUUUUUCUGCCUCUGCCUGCUUUGCCUUUGAAAAAUGAAAUAUAAAUGUUUUCAUUACAAGUGCAGAAGGAAAUGAAACUACUCAGUAUUACGUAGUUCUGGUUUACUGGCACUUCCAGACUUGUCGUGGACAUUUUCUAGCAGAGUGUGGAAAUGAAGUAAAGGCCACGUUGCGAACAGUACUGUUAAAACCGGCCUGCACCACAUCCUUAUAUUUUUCAUCAUGCACUUCACUUUCACUGAGGUGAGUCCACUGUGAUUCUUCUUUGUGUCACUAACAGAGGUCUGGCCUCCUGUCUCGGAGUAAUAUACAUUUAUAGAGUUUCAGUCAUAAAUAUUGAUCACAUCCUUCGAGGACUUUUCGGUAUCCAUCUUCUUUCCCCAAUACAAGAUGAUGUUCUGAGCAGCGAACUUGUGUUCCCCGUGUAAGAGCUUCUGAACCCCCAUCAAGUAAAAGGUGUAAAAUCUCACAGUGGCCCUCUGCAGUCUGGCACCAGCUUAUCGUUUAUACAAGAAAAUAUGAGCCAAGAUCAUUGUUUUAAGUGUUCUGCAACCACUUGAUUUGUAUUUUUUAACUAUUUAUUACUGUGCAAUGUCAUUUAAGUAAUGCUGCUAUCAUCAAUAUUCCCUACUUUUCAGAAAAGCUGAUUGUGAAAGCUGUACUUAUUAAUCUUUUUAUUUUAUGUGUAAAUCAAAGUAUUUAAAAGUUGCUGCUAUUAUCAAGAUAGGUUGAGCAUUUUUGAAAAUCCUGAGGAUGGAUGGACUUGGCUGUGACUAAGGCUGGACCCCGGAGGUCUCCUUCAUGUUUGUGAUAUAUGCAAUAAAAUCU